This is a messenger RNA of Nothobranchius furzeri (turquoise killifish), 4536 nucleotides long. RefSeq names its product DENN/MADD domain containing 6Aa (gene dennd6a). Lineage: Eukaryota; Metazoa; Chordata; Actinopteri; Cyprinodontiformes; Nothobranchiidae. Gene Ontology annotation, cellular component: recycling endosome. Gene Ontology annotation, molecular function: guanyl-nucleotide exchange factor activity. The record is from RefSeq and is a predicted model, not a curated record.
GUUUGACGUUUCUCAACAAAACGUCCGUACGCUGCAAUUCAGAUGCUAAAUGCUAGCCUUAUAACUAGUUUCUGUUGUGCGGCUUUCUCUCUGUUGCUGUUAUUGUUGAUGGGACAGUAAUUAGACCUAAACUUACCCAGACCCCCAUUAACAUUCUUCAGAGCAGCUUUGUGUCUGUGUCGGGCCGUAGCCAUGGCUCUGCAAGGCCCGGAGGAGGUGGGGGAGCAGGUUGAAGAGCCAGAGGAUCUGGACGAUCAAGAUGCUAGUAGCAUCUCCCCGGCCGAAGAGAUAACUCUUCCCCCUGGGGCUGGCGGCGACGAAGAGUCGGAGGAGACUUUCUUAUUGCCGUGGGACCGCUUUUCCUCAUGGCUGCACUGCAUCUGUGUGGUCGGGUUUGACCUGGAGCUUGGGCAGGCUGUAGAGGUCAUUUAUCCUCAUCAUUCAAAAUUGUCUGAGAAAGAGAAAACAAGCAUCUGCUACCUUUCUUUCCCAGACUCCAACUCAGGUUGCCUUGGUGACACACAGUUCUGUUUCCGCUUUCGUCAAGGUUCAAACAGGAAGUCAUCACUGGGUUGUUUCCUGGAAACCACUGAUAGAGACGCACCACCAUGUUUGAAGCGGGAACAAGGUCAUUACUACGGUUACGUGUACUUCCGUCAGGUGCGGGAUAAAUCCCUGAAGAGAGGAUACUUUCAGAAGUCUCUGGUUCUGAUCAGUAAGUUGCCCUAUGUGACCUUCUUCCACUCGGUGUUGAAGAUCUUGGCUCCAGAAUACUUUGAGAAACAGGAACCGUGCCUGGAAGCAGCUUGUAAUGACAUCGACCGCUGGCCAACGCCUCAUCCUGGACGAAUCCUCACUCUGCCUUUAAUGGGAGUCGUCAUCAAGGUUCGAAUCCCAACCUGUUACGAUAAACCAGGAACCUCCCAGCUGGUCCAGUCUGCCCAGAGCGACAGCCUUGUGUCCAUCGUCCUCCCAACGAUCCACGAAGUUGACCUCUUCAGAUGUUUCCAUCCAGUUUACUUCCACAUCCAGAUGCUUUGGGAGUUGGUGCUGUUAGGGGAGGCACUUGUUGUCAUGGCACCAUCUCCUGCUGAGUCUUCAGACACUGUGCUGGCGCUGGUCAGCUGCAUCUCUCCUCUGCGUUACUGCAGCGACUUCAGGCCGUACUUCACCAUCCAUGACAGCGAAUUUAAAGAGUACACAACCAGAACGCAGGCUCCGCCGUCAGUCAUUCUGGGAGUGACCAAUCCCUUCUUUGCUAAAACUCUCCAGCACUGGCCGCACAUCAUUCGCAUCGGAGACAUGAAGCAAGCAGGAGAGAUGGCAAAGCAGAUGAAGGUCAAGAAACUAAAAAACCUUAAAACUCUGGACUCUAAACCUGGUGUGUACACGGCUUACAAGCCAUAUCUAAACAAAGAUGAAGAAAUCAUCAAACAGCUCCAGAAGGGUAUUCAGCAGAAGAGACCCUCGGCGGCCCAGAAUGCAAUAAUUCGGCGCUACUUCUUGGAGCUCACUCAGAGCUUCAUCAUUCCACUGGAACGAUACGUCGCCAGUCUGAUGCCGCUCCAGAAGUCCAUCAGUCCCUGGAAGAGUCCUCCUCAGCUCCGGCCGUUCAACCAGCUGGACUUCAUGAAAACUUUAGAGAAGACGGGACCUCAGCUCACAUCCCGACUGAAGGGAGACUGGAUAGGUCUCUACAGGCAUUUCCUCAAGUCUCCCAAUUUUGACGGCUGGUUCCGUAGCAGGAGAAGAGAAAUGACUCAGAAACUGGACGCUUUGCAUCUCGAGGCUCUGUGUGAGGAGGAUCUUCAGCAGAGAAUCCAGAAGCACACGGAGGUGGAGGCUGUUGAUCUGGUUCUGAAGCUGAAAGAUAAAAUGACUCAGGCGGAGAGGGAGCAGCUCCCAGUUCGCCCAGGAACCCUGUCCAAGCUCAGAGCCCACAUCGAAGCGGUGAUCCUAGCCUUACCAGAAGACCUGCAGGGAAUCCUUCACACGCCCUCCACACCGUGAUCUUUAAUCCUGCAGUCUGCAAAGAUAACCUCUGCUUGAGCUAGCUUGGAUGGGGAUGCUCUUCUAGUUAACGGAGUGACUGGGUCCCGGUCUGAGGGCUGCUCGAGUCUAAAGAGAAGAGCAACUGGAUACCUGCUGUAGCAGCUGUGUGGGAUUGGUCUAAACGCUGGCGUCGUAGCGAUCACGUGGUGAUGAAGGGAACAGCUGGAAUAGAGCAGACCUAUCGGAACAAAUCCUCUGCCAAGGUUACCUGUUAGCAGAAAAGGGCAGCUAAAUGACCCUGCUGACCUUUGACCUUCUACAUUUUUAUUGAGACUUAAUUUUUUUUGUUUUUAACAAUGCUGGGCUGCAGCAGACUGGUGGAAAUGAAUUAAGUUUUCAUUUAUACUAAAGACGGGUUUUAAACAAGUGCACUUCAUCCCUACCUGGACCGGCGUGCCCAUCUCUCUCACACACACACACACACACACACUUUUUAUGCAAGCAAACUGUAUGGAGCAGAGCCAAGCAGUGCAUUAUAUUUACAUUUAACACACUUGGAGCAUUAACCACCAGCAACCCAACAAGCUAAAGGGUCACUUCCUGUAUUACGUAUCUGCUAAACUAAUCAGGUUCAAUUCAAAAAUACUUUAUUAAUCCCAGAGGGAAAUUCAAUUCACCGAUCCUGAAUCGAGUUGAGGUUUAUACGACUUGUAUUUGUUUCUGUCUGAAAACUGAAUUUGUGUUUUUAAUGUUUAAAAAAAGCUAAUUUAAGGGUUUAUCUGUGAAACUCUAAAGGCGUUCGUCAUGUUUUAGCGAGAAAAGAGGAAAAAUAUGUUAGAACAUGAUGUGACUUUAUAAAAUAGGAAGGAAUACAUUUUAGUUUUUAAAGAUUUAACAUGAGAAUGUUUAACUAUAAAAUGUUCAUGAAAGGAUCUGAGAAGCAAUAAGAUUUAAAAUGUGUAAGAAUUUAUUACUGAUGAUGAAAUCCUGUCUGAUAAUCUGUAUAAUUAGCUUUUAAUUAGAUAAUUUCUUUUCUUAUUUUAAAGCUGUUUGCAAUAAUUCUUCCCUCUCAGCUGGAGUAUUUCGACCAACCAGCAGGUAAAAAAAAUCCCUCAAAGUAUUUAUGAAGUAAUCAGGUCUUCAAAGCUUCUUGAUGUUCAAAUUAAGAUUCAUAAAAGGUAAUCACUUGCUGCUCUUUUCCAGAUCCUGUAAAUCUGAAUGAUGUAAACUCCUGGAUUAUUAAUAAAAUUGUUCUAGAUGUAAAAUCCUUUCAUCCUGAUGUUUCAAACACAAAUAAUCAGUUUUAAAAAGAGCCUCGGAGUCUCUUAUAAAGGGAGAGGUCCAGCAGGAGACCAGUGGUGUUUUUAUACUUUAAUAGUUCAUGAUUAUUUACUAAAACCCAACUGUCCUGGUGCCUUAGAAAGUCAAACCAAAGACCCGACUGUCUCCGGUAGGAAUUACAACAUUCUCAGCUUUUAUUCUGAAAAUACACCCACGUUUCUCCUGAGCCUCUUACAAUCAAAUGAAGCGUAUUCUAGAUUUAGAUGGAGGCCUAGAUUUAUUAUCUAAUGAGACAAAUGAACUAAGUCAAGUGAAGACGUCAAAGGGAGGAUGAGCACAUAAACGUAAACCUGUGUCUGUUUAAAGUGUGUCUAUGCUGAAUUUGUUUUUGUGGUUUCCCGUCAGCAAAUCAUGAUCGAUGAUGGGAAUAACGAUUUUGAUAAUAUACUGACAUCCUGUAAAUCACUGAAAUCCAUGUUUAAAGCCUCUCUGGUCCUGACUAGUUAAAUUAAUUUAAUGUAACAAUGCAAUAAUACCGAAGCGUCUCCUCAUCUGGUGCAUUUUUUUUCUUCAUUUUUUAUUAUUUUAUUUUAGGUUUGUUUGUUUUUUCCAUGAUGUAGAACCAAUAUCUGCACAUCAAUUUGAUGCUCGAAAUUUCAAACUGUUGAAUUAGAUUAAUUUGAUGUUUCUAAAUGUUUUGAAGUGAAGGAAGCUACUUUUAGGGACUCCUGUAGGUUUUAUAUUUGUAAUACUUUACCAUCCUGACUUUUUAUGGAGAAUCUAGAGUUUUGUACAUAAAGGUGUGGAAGAAGUGGCCAUGCAGACUGUAUAAGAGUGUACAAAACAUAUUUUUGUUUAUUAAAUAUGUCAAAAUAGAAACAUUACAAAAAUGGUUCCUGGUAAGGUUUUUUUCCCCUCACGUUUAAAAAGAAUAAUUAGUUUUUAUUGAUCAUGUUUUUCACAGAAGUUGUGAGGAAUUCACUCCAAUUGUCAACCCACGUUAAUGCUCACACUGGUGCUUGAAAAGCCUAGGAAAUGUUGUAUUUUAUUUUGGGAUUUUCAAGGUUUUAAAAGUGCUUUAGUUUAAAAUAUAAACUUGAAAGUGAGACAGAAAUUUGCUGUAGCAAUAUCAAAAUAAAGAAGUAAAAUCAUUGUAUGUAAAAAUGUCCAGAGAAAAACAUUCUGGUGAUGUUCAGGCAGGAUGUUUCUGUUCAUCUGAAUGUAGAUUAUAUUAUAAAAUCAAUAAAAACCAGGUGAAACAUC